This is a messenger RNA of Nilaparvata lugens (brown planthopper), 1093 nucleotides long. RefSeq lists its product as uncharacterized. The record is from RefSeq and is a predicted model, not a curated record. The transcript is spliced from 2 exons. Lineage: Eukaryota; Metazoa; Arthropoda; Insecta; Hemiptera; Delphacidae. The coding region runs from base 143 to 553 and encodes 136 amino acids.
UUGUGAUAAUAUUGUUUUGGACGGUUACUGUGAACAAUUAAAACAGGUAAAUGCAAAUUAUUUAAAUCUGUGCAAAAGAUUGGAAUUACUAGAAAAAUUUCAAAACGUGACAAAACCCAAUUGCAAUGGGCUGCCUGUUGUGAUGCAACAACCUAACAAGCAGUUACAGGUUAAAACAAUUGUAGCUGAUAAACUUCCUGCUGUUAGUGUUAACGAACUUGUCGAAACGUUUGAAACAAAAUCUUCUUCUAGUGACAAACAAAGUGCUUCUGUUUCCAAUCAGAAGAAAUCUGAUACUUCGCGAGUGUCACGUAUGAACUAUAGUGCUGCUGUAGGUAAAAAGUCAAAACAUAUUAUUGGCUCAGUAAAAAGUUCUUCCACUGUGACUGUUGAGAGUGGUGUUUUGCCUCUGAGAACGGUUGAUAAGCAUAGAUCAAUCUUUGUAUCUAGGCUGCAGCCUGAAGUGACGGUGUCUGAAGUUACCACGUAUCUGAAUCAGUCUGGCAUAGCCAGCACGGAUUUUGACUGUCAAAAAUUGAAUUCCAGAGCGUGAUUUUAUAUGGCCUCCCCCUCUGGGGUGGAGCCACAGAAGUCGCCCGAGUCCUUCAUCUCCAGAAGAGGGCCCUGAGGAUUAUUUGUGAGGCUGGUAGAUUAGCCCACUGUCGCCCGCUCUUUAUCAAAGAGAGGAUCCUCACCGUCUUCUCCCUCUAUGUUCUCCAUACCCUUUGCAGAACACAUGCAAACGUGGGGUUGCUCAUGACCCGACAGAGCUUCCACCCAUAUGAGACUAGGGGUAGACUCAGGCUGGAUUUACCCUACCAGAGGCUGAGCAGAACUCGGACUGGUCUGGCUCAUAAUAUGUCUAUCAGCCUCUAUAAUAGGCUGCCUCUGUUGGCCAGGGAUCUGCCUGCUGUGCAGUUUCGAGGGGCUCUGAGGAGCCUGCUGAUGGAUCACCCCCUGUACUCACUCCGUGAGUUCUGUAUGUUGGAGAGCAGUGUGGUGAGUGCCUAUUUUCUUAUUUGAUUUCUGCCUCUGGGCAGUUGUUUUUCUUUUACAUUUUUGAUGUGUCCCAGUGGGCUUCACUUUAGUGAUC